CGAAAAUUGUGUAGAAUUAGUGUGGCAAAAAAUGAAAAGUGCUGUAUUGAUCACAGGAGCGUCGAGGGGCUUCGGCCGCUGCCUCACGCUCGACUUUGCGCGCCUGCUCAAGGCUCAGAGCAUUGAUCUGCACUUGUGGGCUCGCAGUGAGGCUGAUCUGAAAGAAACUGAGCGUUUGGCACGUGGAGAAUGGGAAAAACAAGCUGCUACGGGUGAGCUGAAGUGCUUCCUACAACCAGUGGAUCUGGGCAACUCAGUGGACUACAUGACCAAGGUGGAUCAGGUGCUACUGCAGCUAGCAGAACAGAGCUACGACCGAGUGUACCUCGUGCACAACGCAGGAUCUUUGGGUCAGCUUGGAUUGGUCCAGGAAUGUGCGUCCUCCCCGAUAGAACUAGCCCAGUACUGGGAACUCAACGUCACUUCGGUAUUGUGGCUUAACAAGCAGUUCCUGGACAUGUUUGGAGCCUCCAGGGACGAGCUGCUGGCGCCUGCUGCAUCCUCGAAUGAGAAGCACACCCAACUCGUGAUUGUCAAUGUCACGUCACUCUGCGGUAUUGAACCAUUCAAGACGCACAUGUUAUACUGCACUGGCAAAGCGGCGCGUGAGAUGCACCACCGAGUGAUUGCCACGGAGCAGGCGGCGGUCGGCAAGGUGCGCGUGCUCCAGUACUCGCCUGGACCGAUGGACACGGACAUGCAGAAGACACUUCGCGAGACGCCGCAAUUAGAUCCGGAGCUUCGUAAGCAGUUCGCAGACAUGAAGGCGCAAGGAACGCUCAUCCCACCAGCUCAAUCAUCGGAACGCGGCGUGAAGCUUGCCAUCAGCGGGGACUACGAGACUGGGGCCCAUGUUGACUUCUACGAUCUCGAUCCUCCGAGCAAGAAGUAGCUUGAUUGUGGAGAGGCUCAGCAUUUCGUCACUGAAAGUUAUUUGACACCGCGUUUUGUUAUCGAUACAUGCUCAAACUACAUGCAAGUAGUAUCUGAGAACGGAGCGUCGACCGGAGCUCACACGUUAUUGAGAAUGAAGGCAAUUUUUCUUAAGAUUGGAAUUACACUAUUCUUUCUAGGCCGAACGCCAAAUAAAUAGUUCAUCAUCACCGGUGAUUCACCGA
This is a messenger RNA of Phytophthora nicotianae INRA-310, 1118 nucleotides long. RefSeq names its product sepiapterin reductase. Gene Ontology annotation, molecular function: sepiapterin reductase (NADP+) activity. Lineage: Eukaryota; Oomycota; Peronosporomycetes; Peronosporales; Peronosporaceae. Bases 32 to 892 code for a protein of 286 amino acids. The record is from RefSeq and is a predicted model, not a curated record. Gene Ontology annotation, biological process: tetrahydrobiopterin biosynthetic process. The transcript has 2 exons.